AUGGAUGAUUGCCAAGCAGCUGCCAUGGAACUGGCUGCAAUUCCUGCCAUACCAAAGCCCGCCAAGGAUAACAUACCUGCUCCUGCUGCCGCAACCCCUCCUGCAACUCCAAUGGUGCGAACGGCUGUUUUCAACGAAUGGGCCAUGAUGAAGACCUUGCUAUGGUCGAGCGAAUGGGGACGAAAUGAAGCAGGAGGAGAGGAGGCAGCAAGCAACAUUUUAGACCUGGAUCUGGUUCGAUCCAUGACAGUUGGGCCAGACCACCUCAAAAAGCGAAGCUCGCAAUUCGCAACUGUGGCUCGUAAGCUGUCCGAGCCGCGUCAACUUCUGUGGCGUUUUACAUGCUGGUAA
Molecule: messenger RNA, 351 nt
Organism: Seminavis robusta
Lineage: Eukaryota; Bacillariophyta; Bacillariophyceae; Naviculales; Naviculaceae
Source: the annotation of a GenBank genome assembly